AUGUCAAAUCCACUACCACCUUCAUAUGCAACAUCAUCGACGUCAACUACAUCUUCAUAUAACAAUGGCAUAGUACAACAACAUCAACAUCAACAACAUCAACAUCAACCACAUCAGCAAUAUCCACAACAACAGCAGCAGCAGCAUCAUAAUACAGGACAACAACAACUACCACAGCAACAACAACAACAUCACAGUAGCAGUAACAGUGGAAAUAACAAUCACCAUACUAGCAGCAGCAGUAGACAUGCCCCAGGUGGUAGCUCAAGUGGCUCAAGACCUUCACAUACUAGUAGUAGCAGCAGUAGCAAUGCAAACAAUGACUCAAGAAAGAGAGAAAGAGAGUCUACUUCAACAUCAUCAUCGUCACAGCAACAACAACAACAUAAGAGACCAUCUUCAUCAUCAGCGGCAACAUCAUCAUCACAAUCAUCAUCACAAUCAUCACAAUCAUCUAGAUCAUCAUCUGACUUUAACUGCUCGAUGAAACUUACAAACAAUCUACCCGAUACACCAUUCGACCCAAAGUUCUUGACCAUCUCGACGGAUCUCAAUCGAUUCGCACUGUACAAGACAACGUCGUUGGAGAAGAACUACAAGUAUCCACUGCUCACUGAGCCAAACCUGGGCAUCUCCAUCGAGCUUAUCGAUCCAGUGAUCUACAACACGCCAAAGACCAAAAUCGAGGUGCCCAAGGAGGACCUGCCACUGCUCAAGUCACUUGCCCAGCAGGACUCCGAGUCGAAGCGUCUGUCCGCCACCCGCGGCACCGCCACAAACUUUGUUCGUCCGGCCGUGUCAUGGCUGCGCAAGACAGAGUACCUCUCGUCCAACGAGAACUCGAUGGGUCGUGGCGUCAAGCGUGCCUCGACGACACAAUCCACAUUCAAGGAGGACCUGGAUGUGCAGCUCGCCGAGAACACAUUCGACGCUAUCAACAACCAGUCGUUCGUGCAUCCGACCAACCCCAACGCCAAGCCCGUCAGCGUGUUGCCCGUGUUCCCCGACUUUGAGCUCUGGGGCAACGAGUACACCGAGGUGCAGUUUGACGCCGACCCUCUGGACCUGCCCCCAAGCAACCUCAAGUCGGACAGCUUCCAGCAGUACAUUCAGAGGCAGCAGGAGAUCAGAUCCAAGGGUAUCAUCAAAGGUAUCCGAGGUAAAUUCGUCUACUUUAUCGCGCCAAAGAAUGAGUUGGACUUUGAGAACUACAACAACAACAACAACAACAACAACAAUAGUAGCAGCAGCAGUAGUAACAAGAACAAUGGCAAUGAGAACAUUGACGAUGGCAAUCCAUAUAGAAUGUACAAGGUGUUCACUCAUGACAUCUUCCCUGGCCAAGAAGAGAACUUCUUCCUCAUCGACAAGGGAGAUGCCUUGUACUACAACAAAAUGUCCACCAAGGUCAGCUUAAAGAAGGUCAAGUCAAGAGAUGACAAGAUAAGAGAGAAGAGAAACAUUGGUAAACCAGAGUAUGUCACUUAUGACACUAGAUCAAUGACGAUUGAAGAGAUUGAGAAUCAGGAGAAGAGUAUUAGUACACUUCUAAAGGAGGAGAAGGCAUUGUUCUCGACAAAGUCAAAGAGCAUGUAA
Acytostelium subglobosum LB1 is the source of this 1596-nucleotide messenger RNA. RefSeq lists its product as hypothetical. The record is from RefSeq and is a predicted model, not a curated record. The transcript has 2 exons. Lineage: Eukaryota; Evosea; Eumycetozoa; Acytosteliales; Acytosteliaceae. Bases 1 to 1596 code for a protein of 531 amino acids. Gene Ontology annotation, molecular function: chromatin binding; RNA polymerase II complex binding. Gene Ontology annotation, cellular component: Cdc73/Paf1 complex. Gene Ontology annotation, biological process: transcription elongation by RNA polymerase II.